GUUUGAAUUUUGAAUUGCAGCGAACAAUCUAUAAUUUUUGCGUUUAUAAUUGCGCGAAAAAAUAUGAAUUCCGCAAUUUCUUUUUACUAGAGAAUAUUAGAAUAUUAUAAGUAAAGAAACGUUUUUUUUUACGAAUAUCAAUUUUGCUUGAAAUAAUAAAGUUAUCAAUAUGAAAUGCAUAGUACCUGGAGGAAAUGUCAAGAUAUUGGCAAAGGCGAUACAUAUGCUAGCAAAAAUUGGGGAUGAAAUGUAUGUGAAUCCUCAACAGGAAUAUAUAUCUUUUCGUACAGUCAAUAUGGCAAAAUCAGCAUAUUCUGAUGUUACAUUCCACAAAAAUUUCUUCUCUUAUUAUAUACUUGGAGAUAUUGAAGAAGAAGAGGCACAGAAGUGUAAAAUUUCAAUGAGAAGUGCUAUGACUGUUUUUAAAUCUGCGCAUACAUUGGACAAACAAGUGGAAAAUUGUCACAUUCAUUUGGAGGUAGACUCCUGCAAUUUAGUAUUUAUCUUGAAAUAUAAGAAUGGUGUCAACAAGUCCCAUCUGUCACCCAUUCUGGAUCCUGAAAAGUUGCAAGCUUCAUACACUAAAGCUGGUAUGACCAACGAACUGACAUCGCGAGCCCGAACAUUGGUGGAUGCUUUGCAAAAUUUUCCACAAAAUCUGAUUGAAAUAACACUUGAGAUAACACUGCACAAGCUUUUCCUUAGGAACUAUGUAGAUGAUGCAUCAGUUAUGGUAAAUACUACGCGCACCCAAUUAUCCUUUGGUGUUGGGGAAUUUGAUCGCUACAUAAUGGGGAAUGAGACAACCAUCACAUUUUGUUUGAAAGAAGUCAGAGCAUUACUCACUUUUAGCGAAAGCAUAGGCAUCCCAAUCAAUAUAAAUUUUGAGACAGCAGGAAGACCAAUGCUGCUUACAUUGAAGAAUCUGGGAUUUGAGGCAAAUUUAUUAUUGUCAACUCUGAGUCCGGAUAGUGAUAGUCAGUCGGAUUCGUCGACCGUCAACAGACAAGUGCAACCUGUUCGAAAAAAAAAUGUUUCUUCAAGGAACAUAUCCAAACGCGUCAAUAAAUCUUCAAAUCAAAUUAAGAAGGCCAUUUCUCCUGCCGAGCUUGUGAUCAAAAACAAUACAUUUAAGAAUAGACCAGAGAAAAAGAUGAAUCAAAUAGACAAGACGCUCACCCAGAUCUCUUCUGUAAACAUUGUUUCGAUGAAAACGAAUAAUUCUAUAAACAAUGCUCAAGAAAGAAAUCUGAAACAGAAGAAUUCGCUACUCAAUCCUUUCGACGCAACGUCUUCAGUGAUUAGCAAAAAGAUUCCGGACGAUCAGCGGAAACUGGUGAAUUCAGUGUUUUCUAACAUUGCGAAACGAAAGUCGGCAAGCGACGAAGAAGAUUGCAAAUUGCAAGAGCAAAUUGCAGGAAAUCAUAUAGAUUUGGAAGAGAGUAUAAUGCGUUCACCACCAUCGUUACGUCAGGCAGCCAAGAAAGCCAAGUUGGUGUUCCAGAAAUGUUUUCAAAACACUUUUGAUCCUCGGAUGUUACCUGGUCACGAUAUUAUUUUGGUAGAAGACUCUGACGAGAAUAAUAGCGAUUGAAGUAUAUCUCCACAUGUAUUAUAUAUGUAUUAUAUAUGCGAAUUGAAAUUCAAUUCAAAAGAA
Molecule: messenger RNA, 1657 nt
Organism: Cataglyphis hispanica
Lineage: Eukaryota; Metazoa; Arthropoda; Insecta; Hymenoptera; Formicidae
Gene: Rad9
Product: cell cycle checkpoint control protein RAD9A
Exons: 6
Coding region: 170-1594 (474 amino acids)
Biological process (GO): DNA replication checkpoint signaling; DNA repair; mitotic intra-S DNA damage checkpoint signaling
Cellular component (GO): checkpoint clamp complex
Source: RefSeq, a predicted model, not a curated record